AUGUUUAGUAGCAGAUCUCAAUUAAAAAAGAGAACGCCAGAAGAUGGAACUGAUCGCGAAGAUUAUUUAUCGUUGUUAGUUGAUGAGUACAUCAACAGUAAUUCCUUUGAUGCUAAAUGUCAAGUAUUAGCAAAUUUAGCUAACUUUGCUUAUGACCCGAUUAACUAUAGCUACAUAAGAGAUGUCGGUGUAUUAGAUAUUUUUAUUCAUACACUUAAGAAUGAAAAAAAUGAAAAACUUCUCCAUUUUGCUGUUUCAGGAAUUUGCAACCUGUGCAUAGAUCCAGAAAAUGUUCAAUAUAUUUUGAACAAUGAAGUCAUAAAAAUAAUUGCUACGUUACUCAAUUCAAAUCAUUCUGAUACUGUAGCAGAUAUUAUAACAAUUUUCUUUUAUUUAUUGAAUAGCAAUGCUAAAUCAUCAAUAAACUCUUUAGAUAUUAUUCAGUAUAUAGAAACAUUGCAGAAGUCUGGUAACAAAGUAAUCUCAAAUUUAGCAACCAUAUUGUUGGAUGAAUUAAACAAAUCUGAA
This is a messenger RNA of Brenthis ino (lesser marbled fritillary), 528 nucleotides long. NCBI's taxonomy places the organism in Eukaryota, Metazoa, Arthropoda, Insecta, Lepidoptera, Nymphalidae. The record is from the annotation of a GenBank genome assembly.